This is a messenger RNA of Peromyscus californicus insignis, 2485 nucleotides long. Its product is annotated as olfactory receptor 10AD1-like. Gene Ontology annotation, biological process: G protein-coupled receptor signaling pathway. The record is from RefSeq and is a predicted model, not a curated record. NCBI's taxonomy places the organism in Eukaryota, Metazoa, Chordata, Mammalia, Rodentia, Cricetidae. Gene Ontology annotation, cellular component: membrane. Bases 1 to 1182 code for a protein of 393 amino acids. The transcript is spliced from 2 exons. Gene Ontology annotation, molecular function: G protein-coupled receptor activity; olfactory receptor activity.
AUGACAUUUGUGACAGAGCCUGUGGUCACGUCAGGCUGUCGCUAUUAUGACUCAGAGGUGCGCAGCUGGAGAGCCUCUGGUGACCCUGGCAUUUUCUUACCAGAGAUUGCUAAGUUCCCAAACUGUCACUGUCACCAGGGAAAGCCUCUUGCUGGGCUUCUGGGUCCAGGGGAACAUCUCACCUUCCACACAACUGUGUCCUUUGUGCUUUUCCUGCCCCCCUCCUCAAACAGGCCCCAGACAGCCGACCUGAGGAACAGCAGCACAGUGACCGCGUUCAUCCUCGUGGGCUUUGAGCAGAGUUCCCCCUCCACCCGAGCUUUGCUCUUCAGCCUCUUCCUGGCUCUCUACAGCCUCGCCAUGGCCAUGAACGGCCUCAUCAUCUUCAUCACCUGGACUGACCCCAGGCUCAACAGCCCCAUGUACUUCUUCCUCGGACACCUGUCUUUCCUGGACAUCUGCUUCAUCACCACCACCAUCCCACAGAUGUUGAUCCAUCUGGUGACCAAGGACCACACGGUCUCCUUUGCCUCCUGUAUGACCCAGAUGUACUUGGUCUUUCUAGUGGGUGUAGCCGAGUGCAUCCUCUUGGCUUUCAUGGCCUAUGACCGUUAUGUUGCAAUCUGCCACCCACUGAACUAUGCCCAGAUCAUGAGCCAGCAGGUGUGUGUCAGGCUGGUGUGUUCUUCCUGGAUCUUUGGGAUGGUCAAUGGCAUCUUCCUUGAGUAUAUAUCAUUCCGGAAUCCCUUCUGCAAAGACAACCACAUAGAAAACUUCUUCUGUGAGGCCCCCAUAGUGAUUGCCCUCUCCUGUGGGGACCCUCAGUUCAGCAUGAAGUUGAUCUUUCUUGAUGCCAUCGUGGUGCUGCUCAGCCCCAUGGUGCUCAUUGUCACCUCCUAUGCCCGCAUCCUGACCUCCAUCCUCAGCAGAGCCUCCUCCUCAGGCAGGGGGAAGACCUUCUCCACUUGUGCCUCUCACUUGACUGUGGUCAUCUUUUUAUACACCUCAGCCAUGUUCUCUUACAUGAAUCCCCGCAGCACCCAUGGGCCUGACAAAGACAAGCCUUUCUCUCUCCUCUACACCAUCAUCAUGCCCAUGUGCAACCCCAUCAUCUACAGCUUCCGCAACAAGGAAAUGAAGGGGGCCAUGGGGAGGGCCCUUGGGAGAGGCAACCUGGCUUAGGCUGCACUUGCCCAGAAGGAAGCCCUCUGGAGAAGUUUCCUUCAAUGAGGGGCGAAUGGUUAGUUUUCCCAGCCCUUGCUCUCCAAUUCUGGAGAGGAUCUAGAGUUUGCAGCUUCCUUGGCACCAGGCUCAGAGCUGGAAGUUCCUCCUGAUGUCUAAGGCUCACUUCUGACUUCAUUUCCAGAGUUGGUUUUCCAUGGACUUUCCUUAAGAAAAUGUGAGGCUUUCCUGAAAUUUUCCUCUGUGUUCCUCAGGAUUCAGUGAAUAAGUGCAUUGAACUCUAUCUUGCUUGUAUAAUUCUUUUACACGCCAUUCCCCAGGAUAAGUUUUGCACAUACAUUGAGGAAUAAAUGAUCUUUCAACCUUUUAAUAUGCCAUAUUAGUUUGUUUUUAAAUGUAUUUUUAGUUGAAAAAGAAUUACAUUCCUCUUCCCACCCUCCAGGCCCUCCCAGCUAUCCUCCCUCAAACCCACACCCCCAUGUUGAUAGCCUCUUUUUCUUUAUUAUUGUAACAUGUAUGUAUGUAUGUAUGUAUGUAUGUAUGUAUGUAUGUGUAUGCACAAAUAUAUAUAAAUACAACUUACUGAGUCUGUCUUUGUUGUUCGUAUAUGGUUUCAGGACUGACUACCCUCCAUUAAACCCCCCAAAUGCCAACACUACAUAGCUUUAUUGUUUGUGUGUUGCUGGGGAGGGCAGGUGGGGGAGGUCAGUGUUUCAAACCCCUUCUUCUAAAUCCUUCGGUUUCUUUCAGUGACACAACCAUCUGCCUUUCCAUAUAAGGAAGUGCCCCUACCAAGCUCCGCAAGCCACUGGUUCCCUCAUGUUUACAAUACCCAAAUCAUGGCCCGCCCACCCUACUGCCUUCCUCCUGCUCCUCCAUCUUUGACUGAAUUCCUAAUUAAAUCCCUUCCCCUGCCUUCUCACUGUAAAUAGAUGUGUUUUAUUCUUGGUACUCCGAGGAACACUACCCACGCUCACUCUGCCACCGCAGGAGCCUCUGUCUGAUUCUCUCCAGCUUCCUCGACCUUCUUCCCUUAACCAGACCCCCGUUGUUAGUGGUCUUCUUUGUUUUCAAAUGGCAUAUUUUUCAAGCCCCUUUGAUAACAGAUAGGUUUUCUUUUUAAAGGGAUAGGCUGUUUCUUGCUUCUCUAGUGCUCCUUGACAGUGGGAAUGCGCUCCAUUUGGAAGGCCAUCAAACAGAGACAAUAUUCGGUCCGCAUCCUGCGCAUCACUUGCUGCCUGCCCUCCGUAACGGCAGACUCACGGCAAUAGCUUCGCUCCAUGGCACUACAUUCUUGUGAGUA